Messenger RNA from Adelges cooleyi (spruce gall adelgid), 3110 nucleotides. Its product is annotated as protein O-mannosyl-transferase TMTC2-like. The coding region runs from base 430 to 2967 and encodes 845 amino acids. Gene Ontology annotation, cellular component: endoplasmic reticulum membrane. The transcript has 12 exons. Gene Ontology annotation, biological process: protein O-linked glycosylation via mannose. NCBI's taxonomy places the organism in Eukaryota, Metazoa, Arthropoda, Insecta, Hemiptera, Adelgidae. Gene Ontology annotation, molecular function: mannosyltransferase activity; protein binding. The record is from RefSeq and is a predicted model, not a curated record.
CCGUGCGCACACCCUUAAGUAUAGCUUAAGUAUCGUUUCGGCGGUUCGCCGUGCUUGUGUCCGCGUACGUGCAUAUGACAAUAUUAUUAUAGAAUAAUAUCAUAAUAUACACCGGCUGUUCGGGAUCAACAACACUACCGCGAUAAACAGCUAAAGACUCUCAGCACUAGAGAAAAGAAAAAAUUCCACCUUUAAUAUUGAAAAUUUUCGAACACAAAAUUGUAUACACGGUCUUCGGUCUCGGUUAUCUAUACAAGUGUUUCCAAUCAACUCGUACUAUAGUGUCUUUAUAGAACUUUUUCCACGAUAACAUGAAAUUGCACAGUAGACAACCGCCGCCGGUGUCGUAACCGGUGCGGAUCGUCCAACACCGGAAAUCUGCAUUUUCCGUGUUUCCAACACAAGGCGCCUUGUAAUCGAGUUUUAGCAAUGGAGGCUGGAGGCUCGGUGUGCAUGGCUUUGGCGUUUCUGAUCAACUACAACACACUGAAAGCCGGUUUCGUUUACGACGAUAGUCGAGCAAUUAUCAACAAUCCGGACGUGACCCGCGGCACGCCGCUCGGUGACAUCUGGACGAACGACUUUUGGGGCACUCCGAUCGGUUCGACCAACUCUCACGGUUCGUACCGGCCACUGUGCGUGGUGUCGUUUCGGCUGAACCACUGGGCCGGCGGCUUGGACCCCAAGGGCUACCACGCGGCCAACGUGCUGCUCCACUGCGCGGUAACGUACCUGGUGUACGUACUGUGCCGGACGCUGUUGCCGGGACGGCGAGGAUCCGUGGCGGCCGCGGCGUUGUUCGCCGUGCAUCCGGUACACGCGGAGGCCGUGGCCGGCGUGGUGGGACGAGCCGACCUGUUGGCGUCUCUGUUCUACCUGGUCGCGUUCCUGUGUUACGUGGCGCACGUCCAACACCGGGACCACCGGACAUCCGACCGCGGGCGGGUGUGCUGCGGCGCCGGUUGUCACCGCAAGACGUACCGGCUGGGCUCGGCGGUGCGUACCGUGUUCGCCGCGCUGGGCCUGGGCACGUGCUCCAGCGAUUUGGACGGGCUGCCCGGCGCCGUGACCGAGUGUUGCGCCGUCCGGCAAUGGGCCUGUCUGCUGGCCACUGUCGUCAUGGCGGCCGCUUCGAUGCUGGCCAAAGAAACCGGACUCACCGUGCUGGCCGUGUGCGCCGUAUACGACAUACUCUACGCUCACAAGACGGCCAAUAAGAACGCCGGUGGAUUGUACAGAACGUUGGUAAUCGUGUCUGGGGCCGCUGCUGGUUUGCUUUUCGCCAGGAUGUCUUUGAUCGGCGAAGGCGGACCUCCUGUGUUCGCCACGGCCGACAACCCGACGGCAAAAUGCCCUAGCCUGGUCACCAGGACUUUGACGUUCCUGUAUCUACCCGUGGAAAACGUCAGAUUGCUCGUGUACCCGCGCCGGUUGGGCUUCGACUGGUCAAUGGAUGCCGUAGCGCCUGUAACAUCCGUCUACGACCCGAGGAAUGCCCUGUCAUUGAUGCUGUAUGCAGCCCUGUUCACUACGGCUAAGCGAUCGGCAGCCACCGUGUACAAGACCGGUAAACUUAGAACCCGAUUACACAAGUGUUGCUCUAGGACAAAGUCACCUCAGCCGAUGCCUCGCUCAGAAGACUCGCAAAUGCGAACGGUGGCUCUUGGUGUAGCCCUGACGGUCAUACCGUUUGUGCCGGUGUCCAACAUGUUCUUUUACGUGGGAUUCGUGUUGGCCGAACGAGUGUUGUAUAUGCCCAGUGUGGGCUACUGCUUCUUGUUCGGCUACGGAUACUUAGUACUUGAACGAAGACUUGGGCCAAAAUGGCCUCGAAUGGGAUUGGCUAUAGUACUUACCGUGUAUGGAGCUCGCACCGUGAUCAGAAACAAUGACUGGAAGAACGACGAGUCCCUGUACCGGUCCGGUGUUAACAUCAAUCCGCCUAAAGCUUAUGGAAACUUGGGCUCUAUUCUGAGCAGUCAAGGACGAUUGGACGAGGCGGAAACUGCGCUGAGAACAGCUCUCCGGUAUCGACCGAACAUGGCCGAUGUACAUUACAACUUAGGAAACCUGCUGAGGGAUAAAGGCAACUCCGAGGCGGCCGUGGCCAGCUACAAGAACGCUAUUAAAUACAGAUCAUCGUUGGCAGUGGCCUACUUGAACAUGGGACAGUUGCUGGCCACGAUGGGACGUUGUGAAGAAGCAGAGUCGGUGUUGAAAUCGUGUGUUUCUCUAGACGGAUCCCACUCCAAAGAUAGGGUCAAUCACGAGACCAGCCGUAUAUCCGCUCUCAUCACCCUGGGCAAGCUACACGCCGACAGAGGAAGAUAUCUGGACGCUGUUCAAGUUUACAAGCAUGCCGUUACCGUGCUACCGCCGUACUACAACUCGAGGGUUUUGUUCAGUCUGUACGGUGACGCUUUAUCACAGCUGAACCGACACAGGGAAGCAGAAAUGUGGCACAAGGCGGCGCUGGAGGCCGGUCCGGAUCACGUCCCAGCACACUUGAACUACGGCAAGUGGUUGGCGAAAAAUAGAACGCGAGUUCACGAAGCAGAAAAUUGGUUUCUACGAGCGAAAAAAUUGGCUCCCGGUGACGCGUCCGUGUAUAAACAUUUUGGUGUAUUUUUGUUGGAACAAGAGAGGUACCCCGAAGCGGCCGCACACCUGGUGGAAGCGGUCGGUCUCGAACCAGAAGACUACGACCUGACCGUGACCGCGGCGACGGCCCUAAGACAGGCGGGUGUAUCGCUCAGGGCCGAGGACAUGUACAGAAAAGCUGCAGCACUCAGGCCACAAGAUGCCAGCAGUCACAGUAACCUUGGAGCCAUGCUUCACCUGAAUGGCAAGCAUCGCGAGGCGCUAGUUAGUUAUCAGAAAGCUCUGAGGAUAUCGCCAGACGACCAGACUACUUUAGACAACCUCAACAAGCUCAGAAAUGUUUUGCGUCGCCGGUCUAGGGCGUGAUACGCCAACCGGUUCACUCCAUCAUGUUAUUUUUAAUCCGUUAAAGUUUCCUAUGUACAUUAUAUUAUAAUAUAUGAAAAAAAAAGAAAUGUAUUUAUUUUUACUAAAAAUUGUAUAACGCCUUAAAAUAAGAAUAUUAUUAU